UAUUGUGUGUGUUUUUUUUUUUUUUUUAAAUCCUUCUAUUUUCUGGUCAAACCAUCGAGGCUGUGUAGGAGAGAGCGUCCUUUCAUAUCUCUCUUUCUCUCACUCAUUCCAUCCCUGUCCUCCGUUUGUGUGUUUUGCUUUGUGUUAUUCUGUCUUGACACAUAGCUGUUGAUAUUGUUCUGGUCUCUAUAAGAAGCUCUUUGUAUGUACACAUCUUUGCGUGCUGAUUUGCUCUUUGUUGACAUGAAAAGCUGCCUGUCUCUCGUUAUUAUCCAUUAGACUUCUCCUUUCCUCUCAUCCCCUCUCUCUCCCUCUCCCUGUAUAAGUGGACUUACUCUCUUCUCUGAGUCUGACUCAAUAUAGGUGCAUCUGUGCCUCUUGGCAUUCCUCUCACUGAAAGAGUAACAGUCCAUUUGCAAUAUACUAUUUUUGGUGCCUGGAAUUUGUGUACUUUUUAUUUUUAAGUUUUGAAAUUGUCGUAAAUUUUUUGGGAUUUUGGAUUUCCCGAAGGAUUUUUAAAAUCACCAUUGGAUAUAUCUUUUUCUGUCCCUGUUUUUUUCUUUUGUGGAUUUUAGAGCCUUUCGCUAACAGUACUGGAAAAAUCACUCUUUUGUUUUUCCCCUGCUAAGCGUCUCAGCCCUGAGCUUCAACGUGAGACCCCCCGUCAGAUCGUAUUCCUCGCCUUGCUAAUGAGCGCAUGGCUGCUCACUAAUCAGGGAUAUUGUCUGAGCAAACCAUUGUGUCCUGAGUUCUGUACAGGGCUGCACGGAACCCUCAGAGAAACCACCCCCAAUUCUUGAGGUCUUCUUCCAGGCUGAAUAUCUUUGAAGAGAAACCGUAAAUUCAGCUACAUAAGCACUUUUAAUUUUUCUCAUUGCGUUUUUUUCUUUUCACUGUUGUUCUUUGAGCUGCUUAGGAGAUGAGAACUCAUGUGAAGCUGUUUGCAAUAAUGCCCACCAGUAAAGCACAGUGACUGGGAAGGUUCUGAUAAAGGCAUAAAAGGCAUAAAACUGGCAUAAAAGGUUGGGAGCCAUGGAGGCAGUUCCUGGCUACUCCCCGUCUUUCUGGGUGAGGGUGUGUCAUGCCCUACCUCGGCUGGACUUCAACCUGCAAACCCAGGACAACGUCUUCAGCCCCGACAGCUGGGAGUACCAGCAGACCUUGCUGGUUCUGUCGAGCCUGUCAGCCAUUGCCUUGCUUCUGUCCCUCCUGGUUGUUCUCUGCUUCCUGAUUCACUACUGCUGCUGUCACCGUGCCGACGGGGGCUCUGGCUCUGAGGAGGACGAGGAUGAGGACACCAGUGGGGGACGCGGAUAUGGUGGCGGGAAGCAGGCGGGCAUCUGCUGUGUCACCUGGGUCUCGGUGACAGCUGUCACUCUCUGCUGCGUUGCCAUUGGCAUUGGUUUCUAUGGCAACAGUGAAGCCAACGAUGGGAUGUAUCAACUGACCUCUUCGCUUCUCACAGCCAAUUAUACACUGGGCUCUAUAAAUCUGCUGGUGUCGGACACGAUCGCGGGGCUACAGCUCUCUGUUUCCGGACCCCUGACCACGCUGGAGGAACUUUUCAGCACCAGCAUGCCGUUCCUGGUGUCCACUCGCACCUGUAGACGCCUGUCGGAGACGGUGGUGACCGCCCUCUCCUCCCUGACGCUAGGCCCGCCCCCCAAGAUUCCCCCACUGAGAAGCAGAGGGAUUAAUGGCAGCAGCAUGCUCACCCCUCUCCCUCCCACCCUCAUGCCCCCCUCUCUUGCCCCCCCUCCCACUAUCCCCGCCUCUCCUGUGUCUGGGCCUUUCUCUCCUGGCUGGGCAGCCAACACACUGAUGGUGAAUGAGGACUACAGGUGGCUGUCUUACGUGCUGCUGCUGCUGCUGGACCUGGUGGUGUGCCUCUUCAUCCUACUGGGACUGGCAAAGCAGGCACGGUGGCUCCUGGUCCUGAUGACUGUGCUCGCAUGGCUGGCCCUCUUCCUUAGCUGGGGCUCCUUGGGGCUGGAAACUGCUACUGUGGUGGGUCUAAGUGACUUUUGCUCUGAUCCCAACACCUUUGUAGUCAACUCCUCUCAUUUUAAUUCGGGAACCAGCGCAGAAAUACUGGAUUACUACCUGACGUGCAGCAAACAGAUGAGCAGUCCUUUCCAGCAGUUGCUGACCCAGUCCCAGAGGGCGCUGUCCAGCAUUCACACACACCUCUCCAGCCUGGAACGAGAGGCCCUCUCACAGUUCCCUAAAGCAGAGAGGCCACUUAGGGAGGUCCAGCUGAUCCUCAAUGCGACGGAGAGUAACUUCCACCAGCUCGUCGCUCUGCUGAACUGUCGAGGUCUUAACAAGGAUUACACGGACUCUCUGAAAGGCCUGUGUUUUGAUGGCAUAGAAGGGCUGCUCUGUCUCUCGCUCUACUCCUUCCUCUCAGCGCUGGCAUUUACCGCCAUCCUCUGCUCUUUGCCUGGGGCCUGGAGGAACUUCCCCAGUGAUUUGGAAGAGUAUGAAGACUCCGACAGUGAGAAUGAGGACCCCUUCACUUCCCAUCAGGCACGUAGACAGACGGCCAUGGGUCCCCAGCGUGGGGCUCUACCCACCUUCUAUAGUUACCAGGGGGCCAGCUGGAUUCCCCCGUUUUCUAGCGCACCGCCCCUCCCGACUCCAAACGCUUCCUGCAAUGGCAGCCCUGGCUAUGAGGCCAUGCCCCUGGUGGCCAGGCGGCCCUCACCUCCCUCCUAUUCUCUCCCAGCAUGUUAACUGGCUACAGGGACAGUGAAUCAAAGCCAAGUCCUGCCCACUCAAGAAAUUCGCAUUUACACUAAUUAUUAUAUGUGUAUAAGUAUAGCAAAUGUUCAGUUUCAUAAAAAUGGAAACAUUACUGAUACAAAGAAGCUAAUCUCCAUACAUAAAGUUAGUAACAUUAUUACCGUUGAUUUGAGUUUUAAAUGAAUGGACCCCUUGAUUGGUAAGCCCCAUCCCUUUUUUCCAGUAAAUAUCAGGGAUUUAAUAAGAGAACUGAGUCCGGGAACCAUGAGCCAGUCAGUCUUUGUGAACUGUUUCAAGGUGGUGGUGGUGGUGGUGGUGGUGGUUUUAUCCGAUCACAAAUGUGUUUUUAUAUUGCAUUAGAAAUUACACAUUUUCAGUGUUACCGGUUUGCAGUUUCCUUACUUUUUGGAUCUCUUUUCCCCUGGAAGAUCAUGCUAAAUAACAUGCAGAUUCUUAACCUUGACCUUAUUAUUGUAAUAAUAACGUGUGUGGGUGCUGCUCCCAAUAACUUUGGGCUGAAGCAGACAGAAGGAUCAAACGGGGCCGCAGUGCAGCUCCAGUGAGUAACAGAUGAGGAUUUCUGCUUCCUGACACAUGGUGUCAAUAGCAAUAAUGCAAACAGAAGAGAGUGGUACAGUGUCUGUGUUUGUAGGAGCUCUCCUCCUGACGGUCUGUAUAUAUAGCAUGCUGGAGAUUGUACCCGAUUCCCUUUAUCAGCCUUGUCGAUCCUUAAACUGAGUUUGUAUGGUAUUAAUGCUCCUUUUGAAUGGCACUGUUUUUCAUUACAGAUUCUACUACAGAUAAAUUAAUAAUAAAAUCUUGUCUUGGCAAGUAUGCAGAA
This is a messenger RNA of Paramormyrops kingsleyae, 3586 nucleotides long. It is a transcript of the gene ttyh1, whose product is annotated as tweety family member 1. Gene Ontology annotation, cellular component: smooth endoplasmic reticulum membrane; plasma membrane. Gene Ontology annotation, molecular function: intracellularly calcium-gated chloride channel activity; volume-sensitive chloride channel activity. The record is from RefSeq and is a predicted model, not a curated record. NCBI's taxonomy places the organism in Eukaryota, Metazoa, Chordata, Actinopteri, Osteoglossiformes, Mormyridae.